Messenger RNA from Artibeus jamaicensis (Jamaican fruit-eating bat), 2955 nucleotides. RefSeq names its product solute carrier family 6 member 17 (gene SLC6A17). NCBI's taxonomy places the organism in Eukaryota, Metazoa, Chordata, Mammalia, Chiroptera, Phyllostomidae. Gene Ontology annotation, biological process: alanine transport; sodium ion transmembrane transport; L-leucine transport. The transcript has 12 exons. The record is from RefSeq and is a predicted model, not a curated record. Gene Ontology annotation, cellular component: synaptic vesicle; plasma membrane. The coding region runs from base 406 to 2589 and encodes 727 amino acids.
ACCAGGACGAAGGGAGGGUGGUACUAGGCUCCGGCUUGUGCAACCCCGCGCGCUCCCUCUACCGCUGCACCUGGGUUCCCGGACCGCUCCCUGGAGCACUGAGCGAGCCUGGGGCGGGAGCUGAGCCGGGACCAGCGGUGAGGGAGGGAGCGAGAAGCGAGAAGAGUCGCAGACGCGCCUCCGGGUCCCCUCCCAGCCCCUGCCCGUCGCAGCCGGACUCCAGCUGACUGUGGGAGGGGCCGUGAGCCACCCGUCGGGGGCCGCAGGUGGUCCACAGGAGUGCAGGGGUCCAGUCCGCGCAACGGUCCACACGGGACAGGUCCCGGAUGAGAAGGAGCUGACGACAGCUGAGUCCCGCCUUCUCAGCGUGCCCAGCAGCAGGCCCGUGUGGCCCCGGUGGCACCGAUGCCGAAGAACAGCAAGGUGACCCAGCGCGAGCACAGCAACGAGCAUGUUACGGAGUCGGUGGCCGACCUGCUGGCCCUGGAGGAGCCUGUGGACUACAAGCAAAGCAUCCUGAAUGUGGCAGGUGGGGUAGGCAGCAAGCAGGCGGCGGCGGAGGAGGAGCUGGACGCCGAGGACCGGCCGGCCUGGAACAGCAAGCUGCAGUACAUCCUGGCCCAGAUCGGCUUCUCCGUGGGCCUCGGCAACAUCUGGAGGUUCCCCUACCUGUGCCAGAAAAACGGAGGCGGUGCCUACCUGGUGCCCUACCUGGUGCUGCUGAUCAUCAUCGGGAUCCCGCUCUUCUUCUUGGAGCUGGCGGUGGGCCAGAGGAUCCGCCGGGGCAGCAUCGGCGUGUGGCACUACGUGUGCCCCCGCCUGGGGGGCAUCGGCUUCUCCAGCUGCAUCGUCUGCCUCUUUGUUGGGCUGUAUUAUAAUGUGAUCAUCGGGUGGAGCAUCUUCUACUUCUUCAAGUCCUUCCAGUACCCGCUGCCCUGGAGCGAAUGUCCUGUCGUCAGGAAUGGGACCGUGGCAGUGGUGGAGACCGAGUGUGAGAAGAGCUCAGCCACCACCUACUUCUGGUACCGAGAGGCCCUGGACAUCUCCAACUCCAUCUCCGAGAGCGGUGGCCUCAACUGGAAGAUGACCCUGUGCCUCCUCGUGGCCUGGACCAUUGUGGGCCUGGCAGUUGUCAAGGGCAUCCAGUCCUCGGGGAAGGUGAUGUAUUUCAGCUCCCUCUUCCCCUACGUGGUGCUGGCCUGCUUCCUGGUCCGGGGGCUGCUGCUGCGAGGAGCCAUCGACGGCAUCCUGCACAUGUUCACCCCCAAGCUGGACAAGAUGCUGGACCCGCAGGUGUGGCGGGAGGCGGCCACGCAGGUCUUCUUCGCCCUGGGGCUGGGUUUCGGGGGCGUCAUCGCCUUCUCCAGCUACAACAAGCAGGACAACAACUGCCACUUCGACGCCGCCCUGGUGUCUUUCAUCAACUUCUUCACCUCGGUGCUGGCCACCCUCGUGGUGUUCGCUGUGCUGGGCUUCAAGGCCAACAUCAUGAAUGAGAAAUGCGUGGUCGAGAAUGCUGAGAAAAUCCUGGGAUACCUCCAUACCAAUGUCCUGAGCCGGGACCUCAUCCCUCCCCACGUGAAUUUCUCCCACCUGACCACCAAGGACUACACAGAGAUGUACAAGGUCAUCAUGACCGUGAAGGAGGACCGCUUCUCAGCCCUGGGCCUUGACCCCUGCCUGCUGGAGGACGAGCUGGACAAGUCCGUGCAGGGCACAGGCCUGGCCUUCAUCGCCUUCACCGAGGCCAUGACCCACUUCCCCGCCUCCCCAUUCUGGUCUGUCAUGUUCUUCCUGAUGCUCAUCAACCUGGGCCUGGGCAGUAUGAUCGGGACCAUGGCCGGCAUCACCACGCCCAUCAUCGACACCUUCAAGGUGCCCAAGGAGAUGUUCACAGUGGGCUGCUGUGUCUUUGCAUUCUUCGUGGGGCUGUUGUUCGUCCAGCGCUCCGGAAACUACUUUGUCACCAUGUUUGAUGACUACUCAGCCACCCUGCCGCUCACCCUCAUUGUCAUCCUCGAGAACAUCGCUGUGGCCUGGAUCUAUGGAACCAAGAAGUUCAUGCAGGAGCUGACAGAGAUGCUGGGCUUCCGGCCCUACCGCUUCUAUUUCUACAUGUGGAAGUUCGUGUCUCCACUGUGCAUGGCUGUGCUCACCACGGCCAGCGUCAUCCAGCUGGGGGUCACGCCCCCGGGCUACAGCGCCUGGAUCAAAGAGGAGGCUGCCGAGCGAUACCUCUAUUUCCCCAACUGGGCCAUGGCCCUGCUGAUCACCCUCAUCCUGGUGGCGACCCUGCCCAUCCCCGUGGUGUUCAUCCUGCGGCACUUCCACCUGCUCUCCGACGGCUCCAACACCCUCUCCGUGUCCUACAAGAAGGGCCGCAUGAUGAAGGACAUCUCCAACUUGGAGGAGAACGAUGAAACCCGCUUCAUCCUCAACAAGGUGCCCAGCGAGGCGCCCUCCCCCAUGCCGACUCACCGCUCCUACCUGGGGCCCGGCAGCACAUCGCCCCUGGAGCCCAGUGGCGACCCCAAUGGACGCUAUGGGAGCGGCUACCUCCUGGCCAGCACCCCUGAGUCGGAGCUGUGACCACCAGUCCCCCUCACCACCCACCUCUCCUCCACACCCAGCCAGCCCCUGUCCCAGCCUGUUCACCCCUCCCAAGAGAGGGGUCGCCCUGACUCAUCCCCCAUCCCAGUCCCAGCCGAUUCUGCUCCCCAGACCUGGGUGGGAGCCGUACCCUCUAAGAUCUCCCCAGAUGGUGGCCCCAUAAUUGGAAUAAUCCUGGAGUUCUGAUUCCCAGUGCAGGGGAGACUCCAAGUGGGCACUUUCGGGGUCACUUCACCCUCCUUCUCUCCCCCUAACCUGCUACCUGCAGUUCCUAGGUCUUGGAGUCCCACUGUACUGACAGGUGGUGGUGCUGGUGACAGGCACGGGGCGGGGUGGGGUGGGGUA